This is a messenger RNA of Aspergillus candidus, 1085 nucleotides long. RefSeq names its product putative cell cycle control protein (Cwf26) (gene cwc26). Gene Ontology annotation, biological process: mRNA splicing, via spliceosome. Gene Ontology annotation, cellular component: U2-type spliceosomal complex; RES complex. Bases 397 to 1005 code for a protein of 202 amino acids. Gene Ontology annotation, molecular function: RNA binding. The transcript has a single exon. The record is from RefSeq and is a predicted model, not a curated record. NCBI's taxonomy places the organism in Eukaryota, Fungi, Ascomycota, Eurotiomycetes, Eurotiales, Aspergillaceae.
GCGGAAUACCUCGCCAAAAACUACCUAACAGCCGAUCCAUCCCCCACCGAACCCCCCAAAAAGAAGCGCAAGAAGAAGCAAGCCUCUACCGCCCCAGAAGGGCUAAUCAUCGCCGACGACGACCCGCCCGACCUGCGCACCUCCUCCGCAGCCGCCCUCGCGAACGACGACGAAGACGGCCCGUCGCUAGUGACAGCCGCCCGCAGCGCCGAGUUCCGCCGCAAGAAGAAGUCUGGAUGGAAGACUGUUAGAACCGCGGGGGAUGGAGAUGCUGAGCAGGCGGCGGCGGAUGCGAUUCUUGCGGAUGCGGUUGCUGAGAAUGCGGCGCGACGGGGGGAGGCGGGCGAUGAUGACGAGGAGGAGAAUGAGGUAGAGGAGGAUGAUGGGGCGGUGAGGAUGGAAUCGGGCGCGCUGGCGGGAUUACAGACAGCGGCGGAUACGGCAGCUAUGGUAGCUGCGCACGAGCGGAAGAAGAAACUCGAGGCGAUGAAGUUCCAGAAUGCGAAUGCGGCUGCGGGGGAGCAGCAGCAGGAGACGAUCUACCGUGACGCGUCAGGACGGAUCAUCAACGUGGCGAUGAAGCGUGCAGAGGUGCGGCGGGCGGAGGAGGAGAAAAGGAUCAAAGAGGAGCAGGCGAAGGAGGCGCUCAUGGGCGAUGUGCAACGACAGCAGCGCGAGGAGAGGCGACAGAAGCUGGAGGAGGCGCGCGCGAUGCCCGUUGCGCGGACGAUCGAGGACGAGACGAUGAAUGAUGAGCUGAGGGAGGUGCAGCGAUGGAAUGAUCCCGCGGCGCAAUUCCUGACCAAAUCGAAGGGCCCGGGUGUGAGUACCUCCGGCCAGCCGCUGUAUAAGGGCUCUUUUCAACCCAAUCGGUAUCAGAUUCGGCCUGGACAUCGAUGGGAUGGCGUGGAUCGGGGUAAUGGGUUUGAGAAGGAGUGGUUUGCGGCGAGGAAUCGGAGGGGGAGGUUGGAAGCGCUGGACUAUCAGUGGCAGAUGGAUGAAUAGGCUGGAUUUGGGUGCUGGACACCGAGAUGUAAUAUUAUGAUCAUUUCUUUCUAUGGACUGGCUUGGAAAACACUGGAUGG